Acanthochromis polyacanthus (spiny chromis) is the source of this 2242-nucleotide messenger RNA. RefSeq names its product cyclin A2 (gene ccna2). Gene Ontology annotation, molecular function: cyclin-dependent protein serine/threonine kinase regulator activity. The record is from RefSeq and is a predicted model, not a curated record. Gene Ontology annotation, cellular component: cytoplasm; cyclin A2-CDK2 complex; nucleus. The transcript has 8 exons. NCBI's taxonomy places the organism in Eukaryota, Metazoa, Chordata, Actinopteri, Pomacentridae. Gene Ontology annotation, biological process: mitotic cell cycle phase transition; regulation of cyclin-dependent protein serine/threonine kinase activity. The coding region runs from base 410 to 1720 and encodes 436 amino acids.
CUUGAACUGAGAGAAAGCCUAAACCUCUGCGUGUUUCUGUGUAAAUGGACGGAGGCUAGCUGUCUUGUUUGCAGGUUGGUAGCGCUUUCGAAACUUAUGACUAUGGCGACUUGAGGUCACAUUGUUUUCAGAUUGUAGCCUUUAUCCCGCCAAUUGUGCAUAUCUUGUUUUGUCUGUUUUGUUUAGCGUUGCAGUUCCAGGUGUUGUUGCCAUCUCAACUGCGUGUUUUAUUGUUCUUUAAGUGUCCUCGGUGAGUUAGCAGCGAACACUCGCCUUGGUGUAACGUCCAUACGUGAGAUUUUAUCACUAAAGACAUUUGUGAUUUCGUAUUUCACGGAGAGAGCUCUUAAAAGUUGCAGUAACUCACAAAACGAUCAGAGACAGGCUCGAGUUUUGGUUUGAGGGAAACAUGUCGGGAGCUAACAGAGGAAGCGCGGCCAGCGAGCAUCACAACCAGGAAAAUAUGUUGUCGAGACUCAGAGGCUCGUUGAAAACCAGAGCUGCUGCUGCAAGCGAGAACCAAGAAAACCUUCCACCGAAGCAAGCCGCCAACAGAACCGUCCUGGGAGCCCUGCAGAACAACCAGCUGAACAAGACCCAGAACCAGCGCGGCGCAAAGCAGGAGUCCUCACAGCCCCUGUCAUGCAAAAGUGAAGAUUUUGUCAAAAGCUGCUAUGAUAAGCCUUCUGCCAAGCAGCCAGCUUUCCAGAUCCAUGUGGAUGAGCCUGAUGGAGCCUGCACCAGGAAACCACAGCAGGCGGUCGAAACCGUCAAAGGGAAGCCCACAGUCGAAGACUCUCCCCUGGCCAUCAGUAAUACUGUGGCACGGCUUCGGCAGCCCCUGGCCACGAUUGAUAUUCCAUCGGCGAUGGAUGUCAGCUUUGAUUCUCCCAUGGACAUGUCUGUGGUUGAGGGUGAAGAUAAACCUGUCAAUGUAAACGAGGUCCCAGAAUACGCAGCAGAAAUCCACGCAUACCUGAGGGAGAUGGAGGUGAAAACCAGGCCUAAAGCAGGUUACAUGAAGAAGCAGCCAGACAUCACGAACAGCAUGAGGGCCAUCCUGGUGGACUGGCUGGUCGAGGUUGGAGAAGAGUACAAACUCCAGAACGAGACACUUUAUCUUGCAGUCAACUACAUCGAUCGCUUCCUCUCUUCGAUGUCCGUCUUGAGGGGCAAGCUGCAGCUGGUUGGAACUGCUGCUAUGCUGCUAGCUUCGAAAUUUGAAGAGAUCUACCCUCCUGAGGUGGCAGAGUUUGUUUACAUCACAGACGACACCUACACAAAGAAGCAAGUGUUAAGAAUGGAGCAGCUGGUGCUCAAAGUGCUUUCCUUUGAUCUGGCGGCACCAACAAUAUACCAGUUUCUCACCCAGUACUUCCUUCACCAGUCUGUUAGCAAGCAGGUGGAGAGUCUGUCAAUGUACCUUGGUGAGCUCAGUCUGGUCGAUUCAGAGCCAUUCUUGAAAUACCUACCAUCACAGACGGCGGCUGCAGCUUAUGUCCUGGCCAACAACACAGUGACUGGUGGCUCAUGGCCCCAGUCCUUGGUUGAGAUGAGUGGCUACUCUCUGGAAGACUUGAUGCCAUGCGUUGAAGAUCUCCACAAAAUGUACCUUAAUGCCACUCAGCAUGCCCAGCAGUCUGUCCGGGAAAAGUACAAGGGCCCCAAGUACCAUGAAGUUUCCAGCAUCCAAGCACCUGCUACACUGCAGCUGAACUGACUUCUGUUUUCCUUGUCCAUGUAGUUUUGUACUUUUAUUUUUUCUUUUUUUUUUUUUUUUUUUUUUUAUGACGUGCCACAAUUAUUUUAAUAUGCCUGGUCUUUUUGGACCAGCGCUGGAUGUUUAGAGGUUUUAAUAUUUUUAUAUUCUCAAUCCCAGCUUCAUGCUCAACACAACUACAGUUGUUGGUUAAUUAGCAGGUUUAAUGGUGUUGAAUUGAAAUCGGACAAAAAUACAGACGUUUUAUACCGCUCUGUAAAAAUACUGCUUGAAUCUAGUGUCUCAAACUCAAUAGAUCUGUAAAUGUACUCAAUAGAUUGUGGCCUUUUGCCCCCAAUUUUUAGGGUGGCAUUUCCUACAGUUACUGGUUUACCUUUAACUAUCUGGCCUUGUGGGAUACAGAUUAAAGUGUAUUUUUCUGUCAGAGUCACCUGUCAUUAUGUUGGUCUCUUGGCGCAUUCUGAGGCAUCUAAUACACUGUAAAAUAUGGCUCUUGUAAAUAAAAUUCAUUUAAAGACUUCA